UAGGAGCCCAAAUAGGAUGCAACGAGCUGUUGGCUAGAAAUGGAAGAAACGGCAUAUGGUCUACUUUUUAGGCUAUUUUACUCUGAGAUAAAGUAGAAAUUUGAGUAGCCCAAGGAAGAUUAAAUGGGGCCUUCUUAAUAGGAAAGCUGGAAAAAAAAAUGAGAGCAAAAAAGUAAUCACUUCCUCCCUCACCUCCUCACCACUAAAACAGAGCACAAAACAAAAAGAAACAAAAGAAAGUCAAAUUGGAAAAAGAAAAACAAGGGAGAACAAAGAAAAAAAAUGUUCGGGAGCUUUGAAUCACACCCCACUCACAAAACUAUCAAAGCCUUGGGACUCCCUACACUCUUCAUUCUCUUGCUCUCUCUUAGUUGCUUUGGUCAUUUGGUUAAAGCUUAUGUCUUAAUCUACGCUGGCUGCUCUCAAGAAAAGUACGCACCAAACUCCCCAUUUGAAGGUAACCUCAACUCUUUUCUAUCAUCAGUCGUUAGCUCAUCCUCUCAAGUGUCUUACGAUGCGUAUGCUCUUGGAAAUGGAAGCUCAACCCCUCCUGAAGGCGCCAUAUAUGGCUUGUACCAGUGCAGGGGUGAUUUGCCGAUGUUUGAAUGCUCAAGAUGUAUGCAAAGUGCUGUUAACCAGAUAGGCUUGGUUUGUUCCAACUCUUACGGCGCUUCAGUACAACUCGAAGGCUGCUAUUUAAGAUACGAGCAUAGUAAUUUCUUGGGGAGUCCCGAUACGACUCUCAUGUUCAAGAAAUGCAGUAGAAGUGUUAACAACGAUGUGGAGUUCUUUAAGCGUAGAGAUGAUGUUCUAGCUGACUUGCAGUCGGCUAUUGGUUUCAAAGUCAGUUCCUCAGGGUUGGUGGAAGGGUUUUCUCAGUGUUUGGGGGACUUGAGCUCCUCUGAUUGCUCUGCAUGCCUUUCGGAUGCUGUGGCCAAACUUAAGAGUUUAUGUGGAUCAGCUGCAGCCGCUGGUGUGUACUUAGGGCAGUGUUAUGCUCGAUACUGGGCAUCCGGCUACUACGCUGAACUCACUCCAGAUUCCUCCCACGAAGAUGAUGUCGGGAAAACAGUAGCAAUAAUCGUGGGUGUAUUGGCAGGUGUAGUGGUUCUGAUUGUUCUUCUCUCAGUUUGCCGAAAAACCAAACAUUGAAUGAGCCUGCCCAGCUUCCGAAAGAGUAUUCGUUAUUAAUGUAUUGGGUUGUUUUCUUUAAUAUUAAGGUGGCAACUUUAUCAGUUACUUUUAUUUAUUUUUUUGUCAUAAAAGAAGGGAGGCAGUGAAUGUAAUCUCCAUCAACUUCACAACAUAUGCUGAUUCCUUCACACAGCUGACAUGAAAAUCCAUCACCUUUCUUCAGCAAAACUUUAUCCUUUCACAAAAGUAAGCCAAGUUGAUCAUAAUUAUGAAUUGGUAAGUAAACUAAACCGACAAUCAAAAUCCGGCUUCUUUAUCUGCCUUCUCUUCGUUUCUCUAGAUGAGAAAAUCUUCAAUAAAAUUUGCAUUUCUGUUUCCAAUCGUUUC
This is a messenger RNA of Gossypium raimondii (Peruvian cotton), 1521 nucleotides long. Its product is annotated as plasmodesmata-located protein 8. The transcript has 3 exons. Gene Ontology annotation, cellular component: plasmodesma. The coding region runs from base 283 to 1152 and encodes 289 amino acids. NCBI's taxonomy places the organism in Eukaryota, Viridiplantae, Streptophyta, Magnoliopsida, Malvales, Malvaceae. The record is from RefSeq and is a predicted model, not a curated record.